CACUUGCUUCCAUUGCUUUUAUUCAAAAGAGUGUUUUGCUUUUAUUGUUUACUAACUCUGAAAAUUGAAAGCCUUCGGCGUGACCUAUCUUUUCUUAUCUAUCUCCAGCAAAAUGGAAAACAAAAACCGAGUUGAUUGCAUAUGUCAGACUUUGGGAUUACAAAUAAAAACAUUAAACAAAUUAGUAAAAUAUAUGAUUUGUAUAAAAGUGUUUAGUUUAAUAAAUUAAAAAAUUGAGUGGCUAUUGAAGGUGAUUUCAAGAAUAUAAAUAAAACUGCGCAUUCUUAUUGAAAGCAUUACUAUUCAACAACUUGCACAACUCAACUGUUUCAACAAGAAGGGACAAGCACAUACUUUAAAAAAAAUAAAAAUACAACCGUUUGAUUAACUAGACGAUAAGAUGGAUGAUAUAGAAGAGUUUUUCAUUCUGGAUGACAUAAAAGAGUUUAUCAUUGUAAAGGAAUCUAGAAAGAAUGAAGAAAAAGAAGAAGUUCAAGAAGUAAAGAAAAAAGAUAACAUUAAGCAAAAAAGACCUAAACGAUUGAUAGGCCCUCUUACUCUAGAAGAUCAUGAAACCCUUCAAGCGAAAAAAAAUAGAAAGUAUAAUAAAAAAGAAGGAAAGAAAAAAGAAACCGUUAAAGAAAAAAGACCUAAACGAAUUAUAGGUCCUCUUACUCUGGAAGAUCAUGAAGCCCUUCAAGCGAAAAAAAAUAGGAAGUAUAAUCCUAACGCAUACCAAAAGCGUAAAUUAAAACUUACACCAGAAAAAAAGGCUGAGCAGGCAAGAAUUAUUGAAUAUAAUAAGAGAUGUCGCCAAGAAAAACGAGAAAAAGAAGAAUCAAUAAAAAGAAAAGCCAUCGAAUUACUAAGUCAAAAUUUGAGUGAAGAAGAAAUUUCCUCAGGAGAUAAAGAAAUUUUAAGACAAGCUGAGAUCUUGGAAUUGGAACGAUUAAAAAAAAGGGAAGCCAUUAGGCGAAAACAAGCUGAGCAAAGAAAAAAUUGUAAAAUGACACAAGAACAAUUAGAAGCUAGUCGAAUGAAAGCCCGUCUGAGACACAGAAGGCUUAAAUUAAAAUAUGAGAUGGAAACUUCUGAAGAACGUGAAGCUCGAAGACUUAAAAAUGUAACUGCUCUUUAUCAAAAGAAAAAAAUUGAACGAGAGGAAUAUUUAAAAAGAAAAGCUAUGGAAUCGCAAGGUCAAGAAUAUUGUUCAUUGGAAACAAAAAACGAAAUCGCACAGCAGAUGGCAAAAAAAAGAAAGAUUGAAAUAGCUCGGCAGCGUAGAUUAAAUUAUACACCAGAAGAAAAAAAAGCAAAACUGUUAAAAAUUAGGGCAUAUCAAAAACGAACUCUUCAAAUAAAACGACAAAAGGAACAAUUAUUAAAAACAAAAGCCAUCGAGUUGCUCAAUCAAAACGUGAGCCAAGAAGAAAUAUCACCCGAAGAUAAGGAGAUUUUAAGAAAAGCUGAAAUCUUAGAAAAUGAGCGAAUCAAAAAUAGAGAAGCCAAAAAGCUUAGAUUUGCUAAGCAGAGAGAAGAAGUAAAAGCAGCAAGACGAAUAAAAAAUAAUAUAUACUUUAAACGAGCACGUCAAAAAAGACGAGAAAAAGAAGAUUUAAUAAAAAGAAAAGCCACUGAAUUGCUAAGUCAAAAUGUGAAACAAGAAGAAAUGUCCCCCGAAGAUAAAGAGAUUUUAAGACAAGCAGAAAUCAUAGAAAACAAUAGAUUAAAGAAAAAACGGCAAGUUCGAAAUCGAAGAUAUGCUAGGCUGGGAAAAUCUCCUGAAGAAUGUGAAACUCGAAAACCGCUUAAACAGAAAAGCGAUAAACAAAGAUUGAAAACAAAGAAACAAAUUGCCCCAAAUUUGCCCAUUGCAGUUGAAGUGAUUAAAGUUGAAGAAGAAAUUCUACAAGAAAUAAAUAUAAAAACUAUUCCCUAUUUACCAUUACCAUCUUGUAAUUGGUAUGGAGAAUCAAGUGAAAAUUCCCGGCCUACUGGAGCAACAAAAUACCACUUAGAUCUUCCAAGAAAUCAUUCGACAAAAAUUAAGAGAAGAAAAACAACAAUAGAAACAUCUUUAAAUUGUAUGAGAGAGUUAAUAGACGUGACAGCAAAAGGUGAUAGUUAUGCGAUUUUUGGUAAACACAUCGCUCAGAAGCUAACUAAUAGCAAAAGAAGUGAAGAUGAGGUUAAUAUUGCGAAAAUACUUAUUGAUAACGUGCUGCAAAGCUUGGCAAUUGAUGCUAACUGUGUACAAGUCCUGAAAAAUGAAUUUAUAAUGGAAAGUCCUUCAUAGCGAUUGAAUCAAAAAAUUUCAAUAAAACUUUAUGGCAAAAAGGACUGAAUUGGAAGAAUAAGCAGAAGUAAUUUAGAAAUCGUCAUACAUAUGUACAUAUAUGUAAAGAGAGUAAUUAAAAGCUGCUAUCAGGAAAAGCAGAUAUUUUUAGAUUGGGACAACUAUAAUAAAAUAAGAAAUAUUAAUGUAGCAGCAACAGUGAUAAUUGCAUUGAUAUCACCGUUAAGUCUCAAUUCCGUAAUAUUAUAAUCUGAUAUAAAUAAUAUCAUUGACAUGUAUUAUUAAUAUAUUAUUGACAGUUCAAAUUCUUGUACAAUUAUCUUAAUUAUUUAAAUAAUUUAGGGUAAAAUAAUUGUAUGUGCUAACUUAUGUUAUAAAAUUAAAAUAAUUUUAUAAUAGAACUUUGAAAGUGUGAACGAGGGCGAAAUCUAUUUUAUUAAAGUAAAACAAAAUAAAAAAAUUAUUUGCUGGACAG
This is a messenger RNA of Eupeodes corollae, 2771 nucleotides long. RefSeq names its product trichohyalin-like. NCBI's taxonomy places the organism in Eukaryota, Metazoa, Arthropoda, Insecta, Diptera, Syrphidae. The record is from RefSeq and is a predicted model, not a curated record. Bases 401 to 2296 code for a protein of 631 amino acids. The transcript is spliced from 5 exons.